Eucalyptus grandis is the source of this 1114-nucleotide messenger RNA. RefSeq lists its product as uncharacterized. The record is from RefSeq and is a predicted model, not a curated record. The annotation marks the transcript as partial. Lineage: Eukaryota; Viridiplantae; Streptophyta; Magnoliopsida; Myrtales; Myrtaceae. The transcript is spliced from 2 exons.
GGUAACAACAACAACAACAACAACAACAACAAUAACAACAAUGGUAACACUAGUAGUGGCUCCACCCCGCCGACCACCACACCCCCAAGCAGUGGAUCCACGCCACCAAAUGCCCCACCAACCAACGUGCCUCCUCCGAGCAGUAGUUCCACCCCACCUAAUGCCCCUCCAACCACCACACCUCCUCCGCCACCAUCAAGCGAAGCAACGGGAGUGAAGAGAGUGAGGUGCAAAGAUAGGAAUUACCCUCAAUGCUAUGGAUUGGAGCAAAGCUGCCCCAACGCUUGUGCAUCUACCUGUCAAGUUGAUUGUGUGACUUGCAAGCCAGUUUGCAGCUGUGACUAUCCCGGCGCAGUGUGCCAAGACCCACGCUUCAUCGGCGGUGAUGGCAUCACCUUCUAUUUCCAUGGCAAGAAGAACCGUGACUUCUGCCUUGUCUCCGAUUCCAACCUCCAUAUCAACGCGCACUUCAUCGGCCGCCGCAAUGUCAACAUGGGGCGCGACUUCACCUGGGUCCAGUCCCUUGGUAUCCUCUUUGGUUCCCACAACCUCUUCGUCGGUGCCCUCAAGACCUCAGCUUGGGAUGACGCCGUCGACCGCCUCUCCCUCUACCUUGAUGGCGCCCCCAUCACCCUCCCUCAACACGAGGGUGCCUUGUGGCACUCCAAGACCACCCCACGCAUCUCAUUCACAAGGUACCGUGACACGAAUGCUAUCGAAAUUGAAGUGGAGAAGAACUUCAAGAUCAAGGCCAUGGUUGUCCCGAUCACCCGGAAGGACUCAUUGAUCCACAACUACGGAAUAACUGACGAAGAUUGCUUCGCUCACUUGGACUUGAGUUUCAAGUUCUACGCGUUGAGCGGCGAUGUGAGCGGCGUCUUGGGGCAGACCUACGCGAGAAACUACGUGAGCAGAGCCAAGAUGGGCGUGGCGAUGCCGGUGCUGGGAGGCGAGAGGGAGUUCGCAUCGUCAGGCCUUUUCACCACUGACUGCGCCGCAUCACGGUUUAUCAGCUAUCUGGUGCCGAGGAACUCGACCGAGGGUUUUGAGUACACCAAUCUCGAGUGCGCUGGCGGAGUAGAGGGCCGUGGAGUUGUCUGCAAGAGAUGAAUAU